Molecule: messenger RNA, 2558 nt
Organism: Schistocerca gregaria
Lineage: Eukaryota; Metazoa; Arthropoda; Insecta; Orthoptera; Acrididae
Gene: Acadvl
Product: very long-chain specific acyl-CoA dehydrogenase, mitochondrial
Exons: 11
Coding region: 312-2213 (633 amino acids)
Molecular function (GO): fatty-acyl-CoA binding; flavin adenine dinucleotide binding; very-long-chain fatty acyl-CoA dehydrogenase activity
Source: RefSeq, a predicted model, not a curated record
AUUGUAACAUGAUAUCUCUAUUUAAAAAAGAAAAUGUUGUGGUUAUCUCCUAUAACUUAACAUCAGAUACGCCUCCUGCCAACAAAGUUCCGAACCAGCUGGACUUCGAGCAGCUGGUCGCUUACCUUUGUACCUUGCACUGUGCUAUUGGACGUAGAGCUUCAGAUAUUACGAAAACGGUGUACGGAAAUAAUAGCAAGUGCUGAACGCAGUGUGCUGAGUGUCCCCUUCGACGUGCGGGUUGAUCAGCUUACCGUGGUUUUGUGUCGCAUCUGAUUUGUAGAAGUGCUUAUAUUUGUAAGUAGGUCAAGAUGUUGAGAAUUGGCAGGUUCAUUUUGUUUCCUCAGAAGACACUUCAGGUUGUAGAGAAUAACAUUCGUGCACUUGCAACAGCUGCACAACCAGCCAAGAAGAGUGAUGCCUCUAAACCAAAAGAAAGCUCUCAACCCAAGGAAAGUCAGUCAUUUACCAUGAAUUUAUUCCGUGGACUCGCAGAAACGGCACAAGUUUUUCCAUACCCAGAGGUGUUAAAUGCAGAACAGAGGGAUUCUUUAAGUAUGUUGGUGGAUCCAACAGAAAAGUUUUUUCAGGAAGUGAAUGACCCUGCCAAGAAUGACUCGUUGGAACGUGUUGAAGACAACACUUUAACUGGCCUCUGGGAUCUAGGAUGUUUUGGGCUUCAAGUUCCUACUGAACUUGGUGGUCUGGGACUUACAAAUACUCAAUACGCUAGACUAGUCGAAAUUGUUGGUGCUCAUGAUCUCGCUGUUGGCAUUACAUUGGGUGCGCAUCAAUCUAUUGGUUUUAAGGGAAUCCUGUUGUUUGGAACACCAGAACAAAAGAAAAAAUACCUUCCACGAGUAACAACAGGAAAAGAAUAUGCUGCAUUUUGCUUAACUGAGCCUUCAUCAGGGAGUGAUGCUGGUUCCAUAAGGAGCCGAGCUGUCUUGUCUCCAGAUGGAAAGCAUUAUAUACUGAAUGGAAGCAAGAUAUGGAUUAGCAAUGGUGGGAUAGCAGAAAUUAUGACAGUAUUUGCUCAGACUCCAGUCAAAGAUGAGAGAACGGGAGAGAUGAAAGACAAGGUAACUGCCUUCAUAGUUGAACGUUCAUUUGGUGGAGUUUCUUCUGGCCCACCAGAAAAGAAGAUGGGAAUCAAAGCCUCAAAUACAACUGAAGUUUACUAUGAAGAUGUAAAAAUUCCCAUUGAAAAUGUCCUCGGUGGGGUGGGUCAAGGUUUCAAGGUUGCAAUGAAUAUUUUAAACAAUGGUCGCUUUGGGAUGGCUGCAGCACUUGCUGGCACAAUGCGAGCAGUAUCAAAGAAAGCAGUAGAGCACGCCACAACAAGGGUACAGUUUGGUCGAAAAAUUGACACUUUUGGAAGUAUUCAAGAAAAGAUUGCUCGAAUGGCAAUGCUUCAGUAUGUUACAGAGUCUCUAGCAUAUAUGAUUAGUGGAAACAUGGACCGUGGAUCUGUUGAUUUCCAACUUGAAGCUGCUAUUUCAAAGGUAUUUGCUUCUGAGGCUGCGUGGACUGUGACAGAUGAAUCAAUCCAAAUACUUGGUGGUAUGGGUUUUAUGAAGGACUGUGGACUGGAAAGGGUUUUGAGAGAUCUCAGGAUAUUUCGCAUUUUUGAGGGGACAAAUGACAUAUUAAGGUUGUUUGUGGCAUUGACUGGUAUUCAGUAUGCUGGAGCUCAUCUGCGAGAAUUGCAGAAGGCUUUUAAGAACCCUGCAGCAAACCUUGGACUUAUAUUUGGUGAGGCAACCAAACGAGCUAUUCGAUCUGUUGGCUUGGCCAGCCCUCCAUCAUUGUCUAAUGUUGUGCAUCCCAAUCUUUCAUCUUCUGCCACACUCGCCUCUAAGGCCAUUGCUGCAUACGGGAGUGCUGUGGAAUCUGCGUUGAUCAAAUAUGGGCGAGGAAUAGUUGAAGAACAAUUUAUUUUGAAUAGACUGGCAAAUGCUGCAAUUGAUAUUUACACGAUGGUGGUAGUUCUGUCUAGAGCAACAAAGUCUUUGAAUAGUAACCUGAAAUCUGCAGCAUAUGAACAAAUGAUUGUUGAAAUUUGGUGUCGAGAGGCCUCAAAACGUGUCGAGCAGAAUCUUCAAGCAACUGCAAGUGAAGAUGUUCUUGACACAUUUAAAAAGAUGAGUGAACUUUCCAAAAAUAUAUGUACAAAUGGCGGCCUGGUUCAAUUAAACCCUCUCAACUUGUAACAUGAAUUACUGAAGAUAUAUAUUUCAAAGCACUAGUCUCCGCGGAACUUUUCAGAAAAGUUUCAACAGUAUUGCACUUUUACAUAUUUUAUUUCUGUAUGAAGAUCUGAUUUCUAUAAUUUUUAAUUUUAUUACAUUACGGAUACUGAUUUUUGUUAUCUGUACCACACUGAAGGGGGAUUUUCUUAUCACAUAAAAUAUGUGUUUGCCACUCGACUGAUACUUGUAGUUAAGCUGGAUGUCAGUAUUCAUCAUCAGGAUGCAUACCAUUGCUUUACAAAGUAAGCUCUCUCUACUCUCAAAUAUUUUCUGCAAAACUGACAGUGACAAUACUCUUCCCCCCCC